Molecule: messenger RNA, 1113 nt
Organism: Arabis nemorensis
Lineage: Eukaryota; Viridiplantae; Streptophyta; Magnoliopsida; Brassicales; Brassicaceae
Source: the annotation of a GenBank genome assembly
AUGGAUCAGGAUCAGGAUCAGGAUCCGAGAUCCACGGUUUCCGGCGAGACGACGGAGGCGGCGAUCGAGCACCGGUCGUUUGGUCGGAUCGGAUUUCUGGGAAACCCUAGCGAUGUUUACUUCGGCCGUACAAUCUCCUUCACUAUCGGCAACUUCUGGGCUUCCGUCAAGCUCGAGCCAUCCCAACAUCUCUUCAUCAAGCCUCAUCCAUUCCACGAUCUCGUCCAGUUCACCUCUCUCGACCAUCUCCUGAAUCGCUUGCAAAAUGAAGGUUACUACGGUGGUGUAAGGUUGCUAAUGGCGAUUUGUAAAGUAUUCUGUAACUAUUGCAAAGAUAAUGGCAUUCAACUUCAUGAAGGAAACUUCGCUCUAUCUUACGAUACCAAUAUCCCUAGGCAGACAGGGCUUUCGGGUUCUAGUGCCAUCGUAUCCGCUGCUCUUAGCUGCCUUCUUGACUUCUACAAUGUCAGGCAUUUGAUCAAAGUAGAAGUUCGGCCUAACAUUGUCCUCAAUGCAGAAAAAGAACUUGGUAUUGUUGCAGGUCUUCAAGACCGUGUAGCUCAGGUGUAUGGUGGUCUUGUUCACAUGGAUUUUAGUAAGGAACAUAUGGAUAAAUUGGGACAUGGGAUUUACACUCCUAUGGAUAUCAGUCUCCUUCCGCCUUUGCAUCUCAUCUAUGCUGAGAAUCCUAGCGACUCAGGGAAGGUACAUAGUAGGGUUCGGCAAAGAUGGUUAGACGGUGAUGAGCUGAUAAUCUCAUCAAUGGAAGAAGUUGGACAGGUAGCAGAAGAAGGCCGAGCUGCAUUACUCGACAAGGACCAUUCCAAACUCGUGGAACUCAUGAACCGUAACUUUGACCUUCGAAGGAGGAUGUUUGGGGACGAAUGCUUAGGAGCAAUGAACAUAGAGAUGGUGGAAGUUGCAAGGAGGGUUGGUGCAGCUUCAAAGUUCACUGGAAGUGGAGGAGCAGUGGUGGUUUUCUGCCCUGACGGUCCAUCUCAGGUGGAGCUAUUGGAAGAAGAAUGCCGGAAAUCGGGAUUUAUACUUGAGCCGGUAAAGAUUGCCCCUUCAUGUUUGAAUGAUUCCGAUAUUGAGAGCUUAUCAAAGCCUUGA